UUCGCGGUGCGCGUAUCACUCCGCGUUCUGCCACGUAAAGCUCCGUGUCCUAGUUUGGGACCAUUUCCGAUGACAUCUUCAGCGAACACGCUAAACAUUGCGUUCUCAGGAAUACUUUGUUUAAAAUUUGACAGCUCGUCAGUUGAAGAUGAAAAGCGAGAAGGGAAGUGAAUUUCACCGGAAGCACCUUUAACCUGAGCGUGCAAAUCGAGCUCGGUCGCUAGGCGACGGGCGGUGAAGUGGAGACGCGCGGCUUCUUCGGGAUCGAUUUCUCCGCUUCUAGCGGAGUGAAAGCUAAACAGGACAUUCUGGCACAUGGUGUCUGAAAUGUCACCCGCGGUUAUACUGAAUGUAACCGGCACGGCUGGGAUUAGCUACAGCACAAAAGCCGAAUCACGGCAGCGCCGAUGUUCGCUAUAACCUUACUCAUGUGGAGGUGUUUAUCUGCAGGACGCACGCCUGUAGUCUCAACAUCGCAGACGCCCUGUGAUAUGAGUUUUCAUCUCUGUGACUGUUUACACAGGCAGCAAUAAUCUAAUUAUUGACCUUAUUCUGAAUAAGACAAUACUCUGAUUAAGGUGUUUACAUGAGUCGCUUUUAGAAUAUUUCUUUCAUGUUCCCGUUGUACAUGUUAUAGAACGCAGCUCGAUUAACAGCACACGUCAUUACGCCUCACGCCACCCCGCGCCUCGCCGUCCGACGUCCCUCUGGAAUUUCACGUAUCGACAUACGGUCGGUCUUCGUUAUGAGACCGUAUACAGUUUUGGGUGUUUCAUUUUUAAUUUUACGAACGCUUCAAGUGCGGUUAAUUAUUUGUCGUGCUGUACGUGCCAAUAGACGACUCGCUGAAGCCGUGGGCUGCGUCCCAAACCGCGUACCUACCUAAAUACAUGUAUUUCGCCUAUUCUAUACAGUAGCAGGUAAGCACGCGGUUUGGGACGCAGCCGUGCUCUCUUGUUAGCCGUCAAACAGUUGAGCGCUCCCGUGUGUGUGUGUGUGUGUGUGUGUGUGUGUGUGUCCUGUCACAAAAUGCUGCAAAAUUACUCCCAGAUGAUGUUAAUAGUGUGAUUAAGGUGUUUCCAUGUCUAUAACGCACUUUGACUAUGACAGGAAUACUCCACACGCCGAUUUGUGUUUACUUCGAGUAUAAUUUUAGUCGGAUUAAGGUGAUCAAUAAUCGCUGUUUACAUGCUAGUUUCGGGUUAAUAUAGGAUUAUUGUUUGUCUGUUUAAAAGGCGUUAUCGGUUCAGUCAGAAGAGAGCGUAUGGAUAUUCAGUUGCUGUACAACCCUGGUGAGGAUGUUUUUUUCUCCGUGCGUCUUGUCCCUGUUGGCUCUCCACAUGGCGCACUGUGGCUGUCGCGCACGGCUCCCCCAUUAGCGUCAUGACGUCAUGAUUGCCUUCGCAGCUGCCCAGAUUGCCCUGAUGAGAGUGCAUAAAAAGAGCUGAAAGGCUGCAGUCACAGCACCAGAGGCGCGUGAGAGAGACGAGCACCAUGGUUCAGCUGUUCCCGAAUCAAGCCUCGGACGCCACGGCGCUCGCGGAGUCGGUGGAGGACAGGGACGCCGGGCCGGAUGUCGGUCCGAGCACUCCCUCUCCUCCUCACGCUUUCACGUCCCUGCAGCUCGCCCUGAAUCCCUCGGCCAGCGUCUACCACGGGUACGAGACCUACAUCGAGGACGGGCUCAUCUGCCUCCGGCACAAGAUCCGCAACAUUGAGAAAAAGAAGCUCAAGCUGGAAGGCUACCAAACGCGGCUAAAGAACGGGGAAACGCUGAAUCCAGACCAAAUGGAUGCGGUAGGGAGGUACGAAGAAGUGGUUCACAAUCUGAAGUUUGCCAGAGAGUUGCAGACGACCCUCUGUGCCCUCACUCAGGAUCUGUUGAAGGCCCAGAGGAUCGCUAUGCGGAACGAGCAGGUUCAGAGGGCGGAGACCGAGCAGAGGCGUCUGAGUAUGAUGCUGCAGGUGCAGUAUGUCCUCCGCAGUCUCCAGAGAGACGACGUCAGGAAAACCUUGGACACGUGCGAGCGCGCUCGCUACGUGACGACGCAGGAAGUGGAGAAGCUGCUGAACCUGGCUUCGUUGUUGGCUUACAAGAGGGACGAGCGCGUGAGUUUAGAGGCUCAGAUGGAACAGGCCUCUAUUGUUUACCAGGACCUACUGGAUGGCAAAGACAAACCAGUUGCUGGCUCGACAUAUAAAUGCCUGAAGGAGAAGCUGCUCAGACUGGUGGACUCGGGUUUGUUCGAUCACAUCCCAGAGCCUAAAAAAGAUCCGAAGAAGGACGACGAGGAACAAAAACCCGAUGCUUCAUCUACACCGAGCGCCUUACCCGCGGCGGUCAGUUUGAAAUCCAUUGACGUUGUGGCUUCAAGGCAGUUUUUAAACAGACACUACAAGACGGCGCGCGACCUCGCCGGGCCCGGGCAGGGCGCGGAGACGAAGGGGCAGUCGCCGAACUGGAAGGCAGACUUCUUGGCCCUGAAGGAACAGGAACCACCGGACUCUUGGGAUAUGGAGUUUUCUGAUCCACCAGCGUCCUCCAAAAUGACCUUACCGAAGCCUUGGAAAGGAGCAGCGGGGUUCAUCCCCAAAACCAUGGUCACGAUGAAGUCUGCUGUGGAGACCAAACAGAAAAGCCCGAGGAAGAAUAAAGGAAGCCAGGGCUCCAGAUCUGAUGGCGAGGUUAAGAAGCCUGUACCUGUGGAGGUGUUCAACUCUCCGUCCUCUCUGGCUAAAGAUCCGGCCUUGCGCAGACAACAGCUGGAUCACCUGAUGGACCAGAUCACAGGCUCCUUCAGCUUUAUUCAGGACUCCUUACUGGAUGGAGAAGCUGUGCCCGGUAACGACCGAUCCAGGGGUCUGCGCCUGUCUCCUGUCUCCGCUCCUCUGGCUCCGAGAGAACAGAAAAGCCCAGCUGACAUCCUGCCUCCAUCUCAGAAUUCGACUCCUCUUCAUGGCCCGUCUUCUGGAGAUACCCCAAGCCCUCUGGCCAAUGGUGACCAGGUCACGAACACCUCCGACCUGAAGCUGCACGUUGAAGACGGCCCGCGUGCAAAGCAAGAUGAGGGCUUCACCUCUCCACCUCUCUACUGCAGAGAGCCCAGCACCUCUGUACCUCGUGAGAACAAGAACUCUAAACAGGCAGGAAAGCAGCCGCUUUCUAACGGAGACGUUCCCUCGACUGUUCUGGCGCAGACCUUCAGCACUCCCCCCAGCAGACGCUCGCUACCUGCGACCAGCACCGCGUCCUUCAGCAGCCUGCACUCUGUGUUCAGUAGCGAGGUUCCUAUGACCCGGAGCUCGGAGCCGAAAACUGACGAAAGUGGUUUUUUAGGAUCCGUGUGUCUGAGCUACAGCGCGGCGAGCACGCUGAGCCACUCCACUGCGAGCACACAGACGCCCCCUGAGCUCAGCCUGCCCCAAGACGACCUGCUGAUGGAGAGCGCAUACCUGUCAGAAAGUGAUAUCAGUGCUACCAGUCAGGUUUAUUCAUCUCCUGGUCCAAAUUCUGCUCCUCAGUCUAGUCUGGUCCAGCAUUAUUACCCCCGCAGUACACUCAGAGGUAUGACACACGGUGCAAGAGGACUCUCUCUCUCCUCACUCCGCUCACCCAGGGCUUCCAGAGGUGGCUAUGAGGUGCACAGAGUAAACGUACACGCCCCGGGAGGAGGCUUCGGUGCCCAGAGCCACCGUGAGCCUGGAUCGGUUCUUUAUACCUCACAGGAAAACGGGUACCAGUCGAGUCAUAAACGUGCCGGAGGGACGGCGGCUCGGAGGAGCAGCUCAGUUGCAGGCUGGAGCGACUCGUCCCAGGUGAGCAGCCCGGACCGGGAGGGCACGUAUAUAAUAGACUCGGCUCACGGUGACUCUCUCAACAUCACGCCGUCUGGGAUACCCAUGACUGGCCCUCCUCCUCCUCACACCAUGAUGCCCGUAUACUCGCAGCUUCGUGUGGCCUUCUCAGCUGCCCGUGCGACGAACCUGGCUCCAGGCACUCUGGACCAGCCCAUUGCCUUCGACCUGCUCCACAGUAAUCUAGGUGGCGCGUUUGAUGCCCCCUCUGGCCACUUUUCCUGCCCGGCUGCAGGCACGUACGUCUUCUUUUUCCACAUCCUUAAGCUGGCCAUCAGCGUGCCGCUUUAUAUCAACAUGAUGCGCAACGAUGAGGUGGUGGCUUCGGCGUACGCCAAUGACGGUGCGCCUGACCACGAGACGGCCAGCAACCACGCCCUGCUGCCUCUGCGUGUCGGCGAUCAUAUCUGGCUGCGCCUCCACCGCGGCGCCAUCUAUGGAAGCAGCUGGAAGUACAGCACCUUUUCGGGCUUCUUGCUGUACCCGGAUUAAGUCUUCUCGAAAGCUCUCCUACAGGCACGUACACUGGGAUGCUGCUUUGGAUCUGUUGUCCUGCCUGCUAAAUCACUCAUUGCACUUUAUUACCCCCCUCAUCCUUUUUGCACACUAGCAUUACGUGGAUGUAGCAACAUUGUCAGCUAAUUCCAAGGAAGUUGAAGUCGGUUGGGAUUUUCCAAUUUGCAGAUGCCCUUAAUUUAUAUGCUGGCUUUUUUUUUUCUUCUUCUUCUUUCUUCUCCUCCUCUCCCCUUCUUUCCCCUCCUUCCUCUCGAGCCAUACAUGUGAAGCCAUGUCUGCUAACUGUGCCUUUUCUUUCUGGUUACUGAGCACUUUAAAUCGCAUGUAUGAAUGACGAACGUCGUUUACCUGAACACUGGACGUGUUGAGCACUUCACAAGGCUGCUGUGUGUGUGGAUGACUUGAAAUGCUGAUCAGACAAACCAAAUGAUCCCUCUUUGUGCCUCAAUAAAAGAUGAUGUGCAGCA
Molecule: messenger RNA, 4838 nt
Organism: Ictalurus punctatus (channel catfish)
Lineage: Eukaryota; Metazoa; Chordata; Actinopteri; Siluriformes; Ictaluridae
Gene: caprin2
Product: caprin family member 2
Exons: 22
Coding region: 1495-4347 (950 amino acids)
Biological process (GO): positive regulation of canonical Wnt signaling pathway
Cellular component (GO): cytoplasm
Molecular function (GO): signaling receptor binding
Source: RefSeq, a predicted model, not a curated record